GAUUGGCAGCGUGCUCGGCGCGUGCAGCGGCUGACCGACGCUGCAGGGACGCUGCGUUGCGAGAAAAGACAGCACUGGUGCACUCCUGCCAAUGGAUCAGGCGUCAGUGGUGCAAAUAUUUGAAAGACAGGCCCUGACGUGUCUAAUGCUCUGCGAGAUUUAUUCGUGCGCGAAGACGGGCUGGUAGCGUUUUAGGACCACGGUUCACCCUUGAUCAUCGAUAUUGAUGCACCCCGGACCAUGACACGACUCGUGCUGCUCUCAAUGGUCACCGCCGCCGGGGCCGCGCGUCCCGAGAUUCGAAGGAGACGCUUCCUCGCGGCCGCGGCCGCGUCGACGACCGCACCCGCGCCCGCGGACGCGUCCGGUUUGCUUUUGUUGCCACCGACGAAGCCGCUGACCAACCGCUACGUGCUGGUGCGAGCGGGCGAGAGCCGCUCGGAAGCCGACGGCGUGAUCGAAACCAACGCCGCGCGCAAGUUCCUCUUCUCGAACGGCCUGACCGAGGAGGGCGCCAAGCAGGCGUCGGCCGCCGCCGACGCCGUCGCCCGGGUCUUCGGGGACGCGGGCGGUCCGCCCGUCGUGCGGUACGCGACGGCGCGCCACUGCAAGCAGACGGCCGACAUCCUCGGCGCGCGGCUCGCGGUGCCCUCGUCGAAGCUGCUGCCCGAGGCGGACCUGCUGGACGCGCGCGGCUACGGCGCGCACGAGGGCGAGGGGCUCUGGCGCGUGCCGGAGCUCUGGGCCCAGUACGACGCGAAGAGCCGCUACGCGAAGCCGCCCGAGGCCGAAGACGGAAGCUACGCCGAGUCCGUGGAGGACGUCUACGUCCGCGUGCGCGAGGUCCUCUCCGUCUGCGAGACGACGCUCUGCGACGACGUCGUCCUGGUCGCGCCCGGGAGCGACGUGCUCUCGGUGCUCGAGGCGAGCUUGCGGGGCCGCCGCCUCACGGACCACUUCGCGCUCGCGUUCCAACCCGGCGAGGUCCGCUACGUCGGGGACAUGGGCGACGCGAGGCCCUGGGCGCCGCGGCGGCCGCCGAGUUAACAUCACAUCUUUACUAGUA
Messenger RNA from Pelagomonas calceolata, 1066 nucleotides. The record is from the annotation of a GenBank genome assembly. NCBI's taxonomy places the organism in Eukaryota, Pelagophyceae, Pelagomonadales, Pelagomonadaceae.